AUGUCCAGCGAGACGGUCCCGCUCGACCCUGUCCCGCCCGUCCCGCCCAGACGAACGCAACUCCUGGACUUGCCCGAAGAGCUCAUUCUGCGCAUCUUUGAGACCGUGUGCGACGAACUACUCGCCGAGCGCAUCCAUGGGCAGUACGAGAACAACCCUUUCCCGAGCCGCCUUCUCUUCGAAGACUGUUGCCCGCGCCCACGCCAGCUCUCGCGCCAGCAUUUUCCGAUCAAUAGUUGUUUGCACACCAGUCUUCAAGGCGUCUGGGACAGAUACCUCGCCCUGCAAGCAUCGGAGGGCCGCACGUUCGAUGAUCCGCUGUCGACAUUGAGCAGCCGAAUCCGCUUUCUCGAUUUGGCGAACGACGAGGAGUUUCAUGUCCUGCGCUACCGUGGUGCAAAUGAGGAUGCCGACUCUUAUGCCAAGCAUGCGGAGCAAACCCGUCCACCUUUCACCUUCCUGAGGUCGUUCUCCGGGAUCGUCACUCUGCGGGCGACUUUCUCAGAAGGAGUGCCCCGAACGUUCACAGCUGCCCUUAGGCAUCUCCCUCUCCUCCAGGACUUGACAUUGCAGUUUGCGCACGAGCUGGAUGAUGCACUCAUCACGCUCGGUGAAGCAACUCCAGGUCUGCACCGGCUGGCGAUCUCUGCCUAUCUCUCCAAACCCCUCAGACAGUUGUUCACCAACCUGCCUUCGACACUCAAGGAACUGCACAUCUACUACACAUACCCGCAUUCCAUUCCGAUCCCAUGGUACUCUGUCCCGCGACUUCACCUUUACCCGCCCAAAGGCUACUUCCGCGACCCAUGGUACUUCAUUCAGGAGCUCAAGCGAGUGUUCUCAACUCAAAACCAGCAUCGUCUCGCUGUCAACGACUUGACAAUCCAGGUGGACUCUAUCAGCUUGUCCAAAUGCGACGAACCCAACGAGCUCUUCUAUGAAGAAGUCAUCCCGACGAUGCUUGAGCUUAUGCAGCCGAGCACCUCGAUCAAGCAUCUUCGGUUCUUCAGCUUCAUCGACUUCAGAUGGUGGGCAAACGACAUCCGCAUGGGCUCUGUCGAAUCAGUCACACUGUACGAGCAUCCGUCAAGCGUAUCCGACUCGCCGGAUCUCAAGCAAGGCAGACUCACAUCCCUCCAACCCUUUCUCAGCAUGUUUCCGUCGCUCCGCAGUCUUCGUUUCUCCGGCCUCGGACUGCUCGCGGUCGGAGGCGACGCACCACCGCCCAUCGCGCCCGACUCUUUCUCCGUCUUCAUCCAGCACGAGCCACGACUUGCGAGCCUUCUUGCCAGCUUGAGGGACACAAGGGUGGAGGAGGUGAGGUAUAGGACGACAGUCAAGAGUGACCGCGAGUUGCGGAUCAGGCGUGCCCGGCCUACGGAGGAGUUUGAGGGCGAGUGGUGGAACAUGUAG
Rhodotorula toruloides NP11 is the source of this 1413-nucleotide messenger RNA. RefSeq lists its product as uncharacterized. NCBI's taxonomy places the organism in Eukaryota, Fungi, Basidiomycota, Microbotryomycetes, Sporidiobolales, Sporidiobolaceae. The transcript is spliced from 3 exons. The record is from RefSeq and is a predicted model, not a curated record. Bases 1 to 1413 code for a protein of 470 amino acids.